AUGUCAACAUUCACCUUAAGUACAACGCAAAAGAACAAACCUCUCUUACUUUCUAAAGGAGUCAGUUAUACCAUUGACAAAACAACAAAUGAUAAAACGUAUUGGAAAUGUGAAGAUGCUCGAAAGCUCAAAUGCAAAGGUCGCGUUCAUACUAAUAAUACUAACACAAUACUACUACAUGAAAAUGAUAGUCAUAAUCAUAAUGGUAGUGCCGUUUCAACUGAAAUCAGAUUAUUCGAAGAAAAAGUUCGGGAUCGCGCAAUGAACUGCAACGAAGCAACACAAACUGUUAUUGAUAAUUGCUUGGUCAAUCUAUCCGAUAAUGCUAUUGGUCGACUCCCUAGCUUUAAACAUGUUAAAAGAACUAUUCAAAAUCGACGUGGGCAAAACGGUUUGGCUAAAAUUCCUCAUGAUAAGACUUUUGAUCAAAUUCCGGAUCAGUUAUCAACAACAAAAAGAAAUACUGUAUUUCUUCGAUAUGAUUCUGGUUCAGGCAAUGAUCGAAUCAUAAUAUUCUCAUCAACUGAACAACUACAACUUCUAGAAAAUGGCGAAGAACUACUGGUCGAUGGAACCUUCAAGGCUGUAAUGAAUGCAUUUGCUGAAAAAUUUAUAACAACAACUAAUCAAUCUACAAUAUCUGGCUGCUUUUUUCAUCUUCAACAGAGUAUUCAACGUAAAGUCCAAGAAUUAGGCUUAAAAACAAAUUAUGAACAAGAUCCUGUGUUUGCUCAUCAUGUUAAUAAAAUUGCUGCUCUUGCUUUUCUUCCUUUAAAUGAUGUUGGUCAAGGUUUUGAUGAUUUUUUUAAUUCAUUGCCUCCAAUAUUACAUCCAUUAUUAAAUUAUUUUGAAGACACGUAUGUCGGCAGACAUCGUCCGCAAGGACGAUCGAAUCCUUUAUUCAAAAUCGAAUUAUGGAACAUGCACCAAAGAACAACUGAUCUUUUAAUGCGUACCAACAAUUCAGAUGAGGCAUGGCAUCGGCGUCUAAGUUCAGUUACUAAGUGUCAACAUCCCACUCUUUGGCUUUUUAUCAACAAUUUAAAAACUGAAGAGCACUACAUUUACUGCCAAUUAAUUAAGUUGAAUGCUGGAGAAAAGAUCCAGUCAAACAAAAAAUAUCUGAAGUAUAGUGUGCGAUUACGUAAUUUAAUUCAACAUCCACUUCCAUCUAUUCUACAACAAUUAGAUGGACUUCCUCAUAAUUUAUGA
Rotaria socialis is the source of this 1212-nucleotide messenger RNA. The record is from the annotation of a GenBank genome assembly. Lineage: Eukaryota; Metazoa; Rotifera; Eurotatoria; Philodinida; Philodinidae.